This is a messenger RNA of Poecilia reticulata (guppy), 1079 nucleotides long. Lineage: Eukaryota; Metazoa; Chordata; Actinopteri; Cyprinodontiformes; Poeciliidae. The record is from RefSeq and is a predicted model, not a curated record.
CACUUUUUCAGCGUCACGUCGUAUUGACAGUUCAUAUUUGAAAUUCUGGCGCACAGAUGGAGCACAUACCUCCUGUACCGAUUUUAUUUCUCCUGUUGGGAAUCUUUAAUAAAGGUCUAGCAGCUGUGAUCCAAACCCAGCAGACGGUGUUAGCAGCAGUAGGAGAAGAUGCUCCUCUCAGCUGUCAGCUGCUGGAAACUAAAGACGUCCAGCAGGUCACCUGGCAGAAGGUCUUGGAGAAAACAGARAGGAAUAUUGGUUCCUACAGCCAGUAUUUUGGUGAAACAGUGAAUGAUGGAUUUAAAGAUAAAGUUCAGUUUACAGAAGCUGGACUGCAGAAGAACUCUAUAGUUAUCAGGAACGUUACAGAGGACGAUGCAGGAUGUUAUCUCUGUCUGUUCAACACAUAUCCUGAUGGAGCUCUGACAGCUGCAACCUGUCUGACAGUUUAUGAGCUGCAUGGACCCUUCAUUAACAUCAGAAACUCUCCUCCAUGGUCUGUUGUGACCUGUUCAGACACAGGUCAAUCUGCUCCCAUGGUAACACUGACUGUUCUCCAUCAGAAUCUCAGCUUCUCCCACUACAACACCAGCAGAGAGAUCAACACUAACGGUACCGUCACCGUCACCACUACAGCUCUGCUCUCAGCUCUCAGCAGCACACAGGUUGGAUGUUCAGUAUCAGUGGACUCUGCUGCUCUGAGAGAGCGACUGGUCACAGUUCCUGGACUCAAAAAGAUGCCUGAUUAUGAGUUUAAGAAACAAUCUAAUUUACGUCCUGAUGAGAGUCAGGAGGCUAAAGAUCUGAAAAUCCCCUUGAUCCUUGGAAUUGUCGCUGGAAUAGUUUUGACUUGUUGUGGUGUUGCAAUCAUCGCCCUCUGGAGACAUAAAAAUGUCAAAAACAGAGACGAUGAGAAUAACAAAACAUCACCAAGACAAGAACCAAUGGGCAGGAACAUGACACCUUUAAUGAAGCUGACGAAUGAGGUUAAACAGCGACUUUCUACCAAGAAAAGUCCAGAAAGCAACAACCUUAAAACACUUCCUUCAGCGGCAAAAAAACUGAUUUUUUGCCGCUGA